Dermacentor andersoni is the source of this 667-nucleotide messenger RNA. RefSeq lists its product as uncharacterized. NCBI's taxonomy places the organism in Eukaryota, Metazoa, Arthropoda, Arachnida, Ixodida, Ixodidae. The record is from RefSeq and is a predicted model, not a curated record.
CAUGUCCUUGAUACAUCUCCGCAUCGUAGACUCUGCGGCGCUGACAAGCAUGGCACCCGUUCUGGCAGGCCUACCCACCAUGGCGGGGUCAACGACACAGAGACCUGUAUGGUUCGUCUUCUCGCUGACGUGCCUGGUAACGGCCAUGGGGCUACUGUUGUACCAGGACGAAGGGAUGGGUUCGCCGAGACUGCAGAGCUUUGGGUGGGCCUUCCUGUCUGCCUGCCUGGUCGCUGGCCAAGAGUUUUUCGCGCACACCACGAAGGACAUCCCCCAGGGGGUGCUGCUGCUCCACUCGUCCUUCACAUCGCUCCUAUUCUCAACCCUGCUCGCCGGCAACGUGCUCGAAAGCCCCAAGGCGCUGCUGACCAAGGUCGACAUGGGUGAGAUGAGCAUGGCCAGCCAGACGGCGUUCGCCUACGUCUUCUUCGUGUCCAAGGCGCGCGAGACGGACCAGGGACUGGCGAACAUGUACAAGUACGCCAUGGACGUGCUCAUGGCGUGCGCUCUCACGUGGACGUUCCUGCCCAAGGAUGUCGUGCCAACUUCCAGCUACGGAGCGGCCGUUUUCGUUCUUUGCGCCGUCGUGACGGCCGAGGUGCAGCGGCUGCACUACAUGCCCCGACCAGCGCCAGGCGCCAGGGUCCGCAUACGCUUCUUCAUGUGA